AUGCAGUUUCUCCGCGCGAAUCUUACACUCUUUGAAAAAUUCCUGUUACAGCAUUUUUGCGAACAGAAAGAGAAGAAGAAGGAGCGGGAUCAAAUGAUGAUGUUUUCAUCGUAUGCACCCAAAGAGCUUCGUGUCAACAUCCCGCUGACAAACCUUGCCGAGUUCGCUGAAGCAUUCCACUGUAGUCCAGGAUCACCAAUGAACUCAGCAAUAAGCCGACAACGUAUAUUUAUUUGA
This is a messenger RNA of Cylicocyclus nassatus, 237 nucleotides long. Lineage: Eukaryota; Metazoa; Nematoda; Chromadorea; Rhabditida; Strongylidae. The record is from the annotation of a GenBank genome assembly.